This is a messenger RNA of Capsaspora owczarzaki ATCC 30864, 652 nucleotides long. RefSeq lists its product as hypothetical. The record is from RefSeq and is a predicted model, not a curated record. Bases 170 to 493 code for a protein of 107 amino acids. The transcript is spliced from 2 exons. Lineage: Eukaryota; Filasterea; Ministeriida; Capsasporidae.
CUCCUCUAUUUGAUUCUAUUGCAAAGAUUGCUUUAGAUCAGGCAGUACAAGAAUCAAGCCGAAAGUAAAACAAGCCAAGGAACAGACCAACACAACCCGCUUCGUCAAGCCAUUUCGAGCUGAUUUUGCAAAAGGCCCCUGUACACAACAACAACAACAACAAACCAGAAUGGCGACCCGAUUCACAACAUACGAGCACCCAACGUUCGACACGUCGUCCGUGGACUGGACGGAUCCCGUCUCGGUGGCGGAGGGCAAGGAGCGCUUUGUUCGCGAGCGCCUCAUCCUCACAGAAGUCACCGCCAUCUUCCGAGAGCAGACCUCGGCAUGCUAUCGCCGUGAGGGUGUCAACCACCUCGAAAACUGCAAAGACGUCGUCGAGGCCUACCAGCGACACUUGGACCGGUACUCCAACCCCCGCAAGCCUCUCGACAAUCCCUUCCGACGCAUCACCGAGCUGCGACUCCAGCAACAAGCGGCCAAGGACGAGUAACAACAACAAAAACAAGUCAAAGCAACAAAUAGCAGAAGCGCGCAAGAAGAGGGUGUUUAUUUUGUCUUCUUUUUGGGUUGGUUUGUCGUUUGUUGCAUUGUCCAAAUGUGCCUGUGUUUUCAAAGCAUGUGAAUUGUGAAUGAUGUUUGAACGUUGGCA